This is a messenger RNA of Hippoglossus stenolepis (Pacific halibut), 1394 nucleotides long. It is a transcript of the gene gphb5, whose product is annotated as glycoprotein hormone subunit beta 5. The coding region runs from base 896 to 1306 and encodes 136 amino acids. Gene Ontology annotation, molecular function: hormone activity. The transcript is spliced from 3 exons. Gene Ontology annotation, cellular component: extracellular region; cytoplasm. NCBI's taxonomy places the organism in Eukaryota, Metazoa, Chordata, Actinopteri, Pleuronectiformes, Pleuronectidae. Gene Ontology annotation, biological process: G protein-coupled receptor signaling pathway; regulation of thyroid hormone receptor signaling pathway. The record is from RefSeq and is a predicted model, not a curated record.
AACUUUAAUUGCUUGGCCCCAACUUUCAACUUUACUUUUCAAGAUUCAUUUCCCCGAGCUACUUGAGAGCCGUUCUGCUCCGCCGGCUCCACGCUGCCCCCGGGCCUCCGGCGGUGGUAAUUUCUUGAUGAGCUGCUUACUCACCCAAAUCAAUUCUUUCCCCUUCUCCACGUAUGUCCCCGUCUCCUUCCUCCUUCUCCUGCUGCCGUUGUCUCCAACAGUCAUCCUGUCCGGUGAAGCUGUGAGACAUGUCCUCGCGGCCUUUGUCGUAUGGAAAAACUCACUGGCAACACAACAGAACACAACGGGACAUGGGGAAAAUAAUGAGACAAAGUGGCAGAGCAGUGUGGAGGCUUAACGGAGCUCGGGGGUGAAGUCAUUACAGUCGGCAUGUGAGAACAGGAGCCGGCUGCGUCUCCUGAGCUAAUUGAGCCGGGAUGAGUGACAGUAGACACAUGUAGGCACCGGGCUGGAGUGUGUUGUUCCCCCUCUUCCGUGCGGAUGACGGAGAACAAAGGGGCAGACUCUUUUCCUCAUCAGCCUAAUGGAGUGGGAACAAGCUGGUGGCUGAGCUGGAUGGGCAGCGACAGGCAGAAGGCCCUCAGGGAGUCAGAGGUAAGCCGGGCUGUGGUGAGCUCCUUGGCUCUUGAUUGGCAGAACGCAGGGCGAUAAAAGGCCCUGGUUUGUGGCGUCAGCUCCAUUAGCAGGUGGUUCAGGUGUGAGGGGGACGACCGGGUACUGUUCAUGUUAAACGCCCGCACCGCUGAAGACUUCACUGAGGAGCUGAUGCUGCAGAUCCACACGUUACAUCUGUGAGAAUAAAGCUGCUUUCAUCAGGUGUCCAUACAACACGUUGAAUCCUGCAGGGACAGAGAGAGUGACACCCGCAGAUAAGAUGACGCUGCAAAGGAAGAAGUGGAGGCCUGAGCUGCUGCUCUGGAUUCUGCUCUGGAUCCCUCUCCAGCCUCACUCCCUCCACACGGUGUCAGCCGUCAACCUCCGGCGCUUUGUCGGCUGCGCAGUGAGGGAGUUCACCUUCCUGGCCAAGAAACCAGGCUGCAGGGGCAUGCACAUCACCACAGACGCCUGCUGGGGGCGCUGCGAGACCUGGGAGAAGCCCGUCGUGGACCCCCCCUACAUCGAGUCCCAUCAGCGGGUGUGCACGUACAACGAGACGCGCCUGGUCACCGUGAAGCUGCCGAACUGUCAGUCCAACGUGGACCCGUCCUACACCUACCCUGUGGCCCUGAGGUGCCACUGUGGGGUGUGUGUGACCAGCACCACCGAGUGUAUCACCUUCGUCUGAACCAGCGACUCCUCCGUGUUAGCAGACGGGACAUGGACCAGACCAAAGACGGGAUGUUUAUAUAAAAGAUCAUUUAUUUUUAAUGACA